AUGGGCAGGAAAUCACAUCCCCGUUUUCGUAAGAUCAACUAUGAUCGAAAAAGAAAUGAGAACCCGGAAAGGAGAGAUUCGGACUAUACGAAAAUUGAAAUGAAGAAUGAAAGAUUCGAAGAGUACUACAAGGCCCAGAGGAUCCUGAACGACCAAGAAUUCGAGCAAUUUAUGACAUCUUUAAAAGUACCGCUCCCGUCCAGCUUCAGAAUUACAGGAAGUCGAAGGUGCGAACACCAGUCAGCGAUUGACUCAAGAGACCUAAUGUGA
Molecule: messenger RNA, 270 nt
Organism: Spizellomyces punctatus DAOM BR117
Lineage: Eukaryota; Fungi; Chytridiomycota; Chytridiomycetes; Spizellomycetales; Spizellomycetaceae
Exons: 2
Coding region: 1-270 (89 amino acids)
Biological process (GO): tRNA methylation
Cellular component (GO): cytoplasm; nucleus
Molecular function (GO): tRNA (cytidine-N5)-methyltransferase activity; tRNA binding
Source: RefSeq, a predicted model, not a curated record